CACAUCACGUAGACAAGUUGUACGCAGACAUUCACGUCGGAACACGUUCCUCACUGCUAUAGAAAAUGGCGAGCAAACAGCUGGGGAAGUUGAAACAGUGGGCCGGAGAAGUCAUCUCCUCCCGCGACAAGACUGUGGUGACGGACGAGUUUCGUGAGCUGGAACAGGACAUCGAGUUGAGGAGGCAGGGACUUUGGAGACUUCAUGUUGCAUCUGAAGACUACCAACAUACUCUCAGCAAGAAGAAAGAAUGUGAAGCUCUAGAUGAGGCCGAGAAGCUUCUUCCGAUAGAUGCCCUGGGUGUUGUCAUGAUUAAACAUGGUGAGGAGUUCGGCGAGGACUCAGCAUUCGGGACGUCGCUGGUUGGUAUGGGACGUGCUCUCUGCAAAGUUGCGACGCUACAAGAGACCUUCGCUCUGUCAUUCGAGGAUACGUUCCUGGCAUCCAUCAACCGCGCCGAGGACGAAAUCAAGGAAUACCAGGCACAACGCAAGAAGCUCGAGAGUAGAAGACUAAGCUACGAUGCCGCCAUGACCAAGUUGGAGAAGAUCAAGAACAGCAAAAAGGAGAAGGAGAAGGAGCGUAACGAAGCCGAGGAUGAGUACGCAAAGGCCCAAUCACGCUACGAGGAAACAGCUGAAGAUGUCCGAGCGCGGAUGCAGGCGAUUCAAGAGAACGAGGUCGCACAAUUACGCGAAUUGACGGCAUUCCUGGAUCUCGAAAUCCAUUUCGUGGCGCAAUAUUUGGACGUACUACAAGAUGUGAGGUCUUCGUGGGUCGAUGAGUGA
This is a messenger RNA of Postia placenta MAD-698-R-SB12, 788 nucleotides long. RefSeq lists its product as hypothetical. Gene Ontology annotation, molecular function: protein binding. Gene Ontology annotation, cellular component: cytoplasm. Lineage: Eukaryota; Fungi; Basidiomycota; Agaricomycetes; Polyporales; Adustoporiaceae. The coding region runs from base 66 to 788 and encodes 240 amino acids. The record is from RefSeq and is a predicted model, not a curated record. The transcript has 7 exons.